Molecule: messenger RNA, 1349 nt
Organism: Ochlerotatus camptorhynchus
Lineage: Eukaryota; Metazoa; Arthropoda; Insecta; Diptera; Culicidae
Exons: 4
Coding region: 137-1153 (338 amino acids)
Source: RefSeq, a predicted model, not a curated record
CGGUUCACGCUUUGUGAUUCACCUGACUCGAUUUUCUUCCCAACAUCAUUCCUCCGGUCAUAUACACAUUCAACUUUCUCGACGAGCGAACAAGCAUUCUCCACCGGAAAGGGAAAUAAAAACCUCCAAUCCCUCAAUGGAGGAACAGGUUGACUGCUUCGAGCAGCUGCAAGCGUUCCACCUCAAGAAUGACAGCAUUCGACAGAUUAGCCAGGAGCCGGAACGCAUCGAGGAUGAGGUGUUCGUGCGGAUUUGCUCUUCCUGCGACGGCAUCGGAAUCGGACAGCUUGCGUCGGUGUUGCAGCCAUUGCUGGAGAAGAUGCGGUCCACAGCGGGUUGCGAUGGGAAUCGGUCGCAAGUGGAGAUGACCACCGAGAAGGGGACCACUUUGAAGGAGAUUAUAUCGGAAGUGCUAUUGCGAAUUGACGAAUUUCGUUCUCUGGAUCAGUACAUAUGGCUGCUGAAGUUCUCCUGCUGUUUAUGUCUUCUAAAGGAUCUUCCCAUUGGAAUGAGCUUCGAGAUUAACAAGGUCAUUCGAUCUGUGGCCGAGUUGGACACGGAAGAGUAUGAAUUCGACCCACUAAUGAUCCACACAAUCACUAAAAGCCUGUUCGAGGAAAUACCCCUGGAAGGCAUGAACCUGGUCCACGUGGUCAAAAAGCUAACCGUACUCAACCAGAAGCUCUUCUACUACGUGUCGAUUGCACUAGUCUUUGCCGGAAUCCGGCACUACAGUCACCCGGACGAGCCGAUCGCCAUGUAUCGGUUGUACGGAUUCGGUGAUGUCCUCACCAAGUUGGAAGCGCUUAAAAUUGACAAUAUCAAACAGACACUGGACUUGCGUAAGUUGUUUCUGAUUUUGAAACUACUAUCCUGCUAUCAGAACGCCGUCAUUCUGAGGCACAAUGUGUGUAGCUUGGAGGACGUCCAGGAGCAACACCAGUGCUUUGCCGAGUUCUUCCGGUUCACGUUGGCCCAGAAGAAAGCGUUCACGCAGUGGCUGUGUAUGGCGCGCAAUGUCGUGACGAAUUUGAACUCCAAAUCCGGUAUGCAGGAAAUUGAGCUGAAGGAGGAUUUUCUGUUGGUGAUUGAAUUAAUUGAUCUCGAUAUGAUAGCCCUGAUGGAAGAUGACCUCGAUGAGGUAAAGGAAUAGAAAUGGGCAAAUACCGCUGACAGUAUUGAUAAUAAUAGUGUUUGAUUAGUUAAGACGUAUUUUCCGAUUCAACAAACAAUCCAACGUAUCAUGGCGUGCAUUUUCCCAAAACCAGAUAAUUGUGAUACAUCCGUGAGCUUGUCGUGGCUCAAUUAAUCGAUAAGCUAUGUUGAAAGAGAUUUGAUUUGCAAUUUAA